ACUCAAUUUUACGACAGGACCUUUAUACCAUUACGUGCCUCAUCAAUAGCUAAAUUAUUGGGUACAAAGGCUUUAUCAGAAGAACGGCGCAGCACAGCAAUCACCGAAACAAGGAUUCACCGUCACGAGAUAGUCACAAGGGCCCACAUAUAAAUCGUUGUGACGAUCUUUUAUCCCACAGCCGAUAAACCAGCGCAUGUGACCGUGUGGGGACGUCAGACCUUCGGACAGGGUAAAAAUGGAGCGUCUGGAUAAAUAAACAGACACUGCCAGUUUGUAUGUAGCUAUGGCCAUGGCGAAAUAGCAAAUGUCAACUAUCACCAGCUAUUUUCCAAACGUGCCAAUGAAAAGAGCUUUGAACACAUCUGCUGAGGGGAAGAUUGGUGUUUCUAAUGAUAGAGAAAUGGCGGAAAAUUCAUCAAGUCAGGAAAGCUGUUACUCAGUACAAUGGAGCACUCCUGUGAAUGAUGCUGAAAUCUAGGUUGUAAAAAUUGCAAGCCCAUAUGAGGGAGUGCACCACAUAAAGGGUUGACAGGAAUUUUCAAGAUGAAAUCGCAUUGGUGAUUUAAAUUUACUGGACUGUGAGCAUUGCUACAUCAGAGUAUACAGCCAUGGAAGAGCCAACAAAUUUGGAACUGUUACAAAGGUUUCGUCGAGACCGGCAUGAGCUGUUAUGUUUUUUGCUAUCAGCUAGCCUGGUAAAGAAAGUUGUGAUGCCACCUGGUGCUGUGUCUCUGGAUGAUGUAGACUUGGACCAAGUGAGCGUUGAUUAUGUUUUGGAAUGUACAAAGAAAGGUGGUGUGUUAGAGCUUUCAGAGGCAAUCAAGGCUUAUUAUGAUGAGCUCAAUGUUCCCCCUGGGGUUGGUUCUGGGUCAGGAAAGGCAUAUUUUUUGGUGACUACUCCAGAAUCAUCUGGACCACCCCCUCCACGGGUACCACCUCAAAUUUCUAACAAUGAAUCAUUAGCUUCUUCUGCAAGCCUCUCAAAAACAUAUUCUCUUCGUUCCGCACCUUCACAACAAUUAUCUGUUGACGAUGAGAUUGAUGAUUUUGAGGAUGAGGAGGAGGAUGAUGGAUCAAUGGAGUACACUUCAAGGCGCCGUUUGAAUGAUGCCAGUGAUCUUCUGCUAGCAUUGCCUUCAUUUAAAACAGGUUUAUUGGAUGAUGAUCUUCGGGAAACUGCUUAUGAAGUUUUAUUAGCUGCUGCUGGUGCCUCAGGUGGUCUUAUACUACCAACCAAGGAAAAGAAGAAGGAGAAGAAAUCUAAAUUAAUGAGGAAGCUUACUCGUAGCAAGGGUGAGAAAACUCAGCCUCAACCUCAACAAGCGCUAGGAUUGUCUGGGUUACUUGAUAUAAUGCGUAUACAGAUGGAGAUUUCUGAAGCAGUGGAUGUGCGAACAAGAGAGGGUUUGAUUCAUGCUGCUGCAGGUAGAGUGGGCAAGCGAAUGGAUUCUCUCUUAAUUCCUUUAGAACUUUUGUGCACCACCUCCCAGACAGAUUUUUCUGACAAAAAGUCAUAUUUACGGUGGCAAAAGCGGCAGCUAAAUAUGCUGGAAGAGGGGCUUCUGAACCACCCUGCCGUCAGGAUUGAUGCAUCUGAAAGGAUGGUGACUGAAUUGAGAGCUCUACUAAUGAAAAUUGAAGAAGCUGAGGGUCUUCCUUCUCCAGCAAGUGUAACUCAGCGUACAGAAUCUUUGAAAGCUAUGAGAGAAGUUGCUCUUGCACUUGCAGAAAGGCCUGCACGGGGUGACAUAACAGGCGAAGUUUGUCAUUGGGCAGAUGGUUAUCAUUUGAAUGUCCGGCUUUAUGAAAAGCUUCUUCAUAGUAUUUUUGACACAUUGGAUGAGGGCAAGCUUGUUGAGGAACUAGAAGAAAUUCUUGAGCUUCUGAAAUCAUCGUGGCGAAUCCUGGGCAUCACUCAAACCAUUCAUGACACGUGUUAUACUUGGGUACUUUUUCGACAGUUUGUUUUGACAGGUGAAUCGGACCUUCUACAGCAUGCAACACAGCAUAUGAAGAGAAUAGCAUUUGAUGGACAGCGUAGCACUCAGGAAAGACUGUAUAUGAGAAAUUUACGAUGCUCACUAGACAAUAUUGAUGGGUAUAAAGAACUGACUUUUGUGCAGUCUGUUCUCAUCCCAAUCAAACAAUGGACUGAUAAGCGGCUUGUAGACUAUCAUAAAAACUUUCCUGAGGGAUCAAGCAUUAUGGAAGGGAUAGUUACGGCAGCUAUGGUUGCAGGGAGACUUAUAGCUGGAGAGUCUGAUCAGACAGGGGUGAUGAGGAUGACAUCUACUGCAGAAAUGGCUGCUGUUUCCAAACAAACAGAAGAUUACAUCUUGUCUUCCAUCAAAGCUGCAUAUGAAAGAGUACUAGAGUCUGUUGAUUCUAAAUCAGAAGCAGCUCAUGAACAUCCUCUAGCUGUUCUUGCUGAAGAUGUGAAAGCACUUGCCAAAAGAGAGUCUACAAUAUAUGCUCCUAUUUUAUCUCGCUGGAAUCCUCUGUCUACUGCUGUUUCUGUGUCGCUACUUCAUAAUCUUUAUGGAAAAGAGUUGAAACCAUUUCUUGAUGGGGUUUCACAUCUUACGGAGGAUGUUGCAUCUGUACUUCCAGCAGCUGAUACCCUGGAACAGUGUUUAGUAGAACUACUUUCAUCUGUAUGCAAAGAUGGAGAUGCAGAUAGUCAUUACAAGCAACAAAUGCCCCCCUAUCAGAUUGAGAACAUAUCUGGUACUUUGAUUAUGCGGUGGAUAAAUACACAGCUUGGCAGAAUUUCAGAAUGGGUUGAACGAGCAAUUCAGCAAGAGAAAUGGGAAUCGUCAUCUCAACAUCGGAAUGGUAAUUCUAUUGUCGAAGUUUACAGAAUUAUGGAAGAGGUAGUGGAACAAUUUUUCAGUUUAAAAUUGCCUAUGAGGAUUCCACAGCUGAAUGGACUUCUUAGUGGUCUUGACAAUGCAUUACAAGCCUACACUCAGAAGGUUGUUGGUCAAAUAGGAGCGAAAGGAGAUCUUAUACCACCUACUCCAAUUCUAACACGAUACAAAAAGGAAACUGGGAUCAAGGCUUUUACAAAGAAAAAACUGCUAGAUCCCAGGUUGCCUGAUGAUAGACGUUCUAGCCAAAUCAAUGUCCUGUCAACAGCUAAGCUUUGUGUGCGCCUUAAUUCUCUACAUUAUGCUGUAGCUCAGUUGAACAGACUUGAAGAUAGCAUUCGAGAACGUUGGGAACAGAGGAGACUGCACAACAAUGUUAGCUCAGGACGGAGCUCAGACGAUAGUGAUCUCAAACAGAGGCGUGUUAUAGCUAAUAGACCGGCAGAUGUUUUUUCAACAGCCUUUGAUGGAACGAGAAAGGCUGUUAAUGCAGCCAUUGAUAAAAUAUGCGAGUUCACAGGAAUAAAAAUAAUUUUUUGGGAUAUGAAGGGAUCUUUUAUAGAUGGUUUGUACAAAGACAGUGUCUCACAAGCACGAAUGGAAACUGUGGUUCACAGCCUUGAUUCGGUACUGGUACAAUUAUGUGAUGUUAUUGUGGACCCUUUGAGAGAUCGUGUUGUUAUAGGGCUCCUUCAGGCAUCACUGGAUGGGUUGGCUCGGGUGUUAUUGGAUGGAGGACCAUCACGAGUCUUCUCCCAAGCUGAUGCUAAACUAGUGGAAGAAGAUUUGCAAAUUUUGAAGGAAUUCUUCAUGGCAGGUGGAGAUGGGAUUCCCCGUGGAGUUGUAGAAAAUGCAGCAGCUCUUGUGCAACAAAUCUUGAAGCUGUACAGCCUUGAGACACAUGCAGUGAUUGAGAACAUGAGGCAUGCAAGUGAACAAAUGGCCACAGGAUCUAAUGCUCACAGAAAUGGAAACAAAACAGCUAAUGAUGCAGAUACUAUUCUCCGCGUAUUAUGUCACAGGUCUGACAGCGAGGCUUCAAACUUUCUUAAAAAGCAAUAUAAGCUCCCUAAAUCUGCUGGUUAGCAGUUGGAAUAAAGCUACAUGAUGUGAUCUAUGUAGCAGCAGCUUCCAGCUUACAUAUGAUCAUCUCAUUGAUUGUUAUUGCAAUCUCUGUUAUGUAUUGUUAGAUGAACCAAUUUUUGGCAGCUAGUAUCUUAGGCGCCUAUGCAGAUUUUAAAACCUAUUGUCUAGCCUUCAGCUUGUCAUUGUCUUAGCUUGUAUUAUAUUAGAUACUAAUUAAUUUAUGCUGCAAUUUUUGUUUGCAUUUAAACAAAAUGUAAAUGCACCAGAGUAUAUAAAUUAAGUACUCAAUAAUUCUCCCA
Molecule: messenger RNA, 4258 nt
Organism: Cryptomeria japonica (Japanese cedar)
Lineage: Eukaryota; Viridiplantae; Streptophyta; Pinopsida; Cupressales; Cupressaceae
Product: protein unc-13 homolog
Exons: 28
Coding region: 612-3959 (1115 amino acids)
Source: RefSeq, a predicted model, not a curated record